This is a messenger RNA of Malania oleifera, 1415 nucleotides long. RefSeq names its product histone deacetylase HDT1-like. NCBI's taxonomy places the organism in Eukaryota, Viridiplantae, Streptophyta, Magnoliopsida, Santalales, Ximeniaceae. Bases 188 to 1120 code for a protein of 310 amino acids. The record is from RefSeq and is a predicted model, not a curated record. The transcript has 10 exons.
GUUUAACCUACUUCAACUAAUUUAUAAAUAGUCCCUCCCUUUUUAUUCGAAUUCUCUCAGCCCUAGCGCCUCCCACACUUCCUCAGUCUCUCUCUCUCUGAGCCCUAGCGCCCCCACAGUUCCUCAGUCUCUCUUUCUCUCUGCCUAGCUCUCUCUCUCUGAGCCCUAGCUCUUCGUCUCAUUAUCCAUGGAGUUCUGGGGUGUUGAAGUCAAACCUGGUCAGCCCCUUGAAGUGAAUCCUGAUUUUACCAAGAUCAUACAUCUUUCUCAGGCUGCAUUGGGUGAAUCUAAGGACAAAGGGAAGGAAUCUAUCCCCCUUUUUGUAAAGAUUGGUGAUAAGAAGCUUGUUUUGGGAACACUAUCCCCUGAAGUUUGCCCUCAGCUAGCUUUUGAUAUCGUGUUUGAGCAAAAGUUUGAACUCUCUCAUAACUGGAAAAAAGGGAGUGUUUACUUUUUAGGUUAUGAAGCUGAUGUUCCGGCUGGGAGCGACUAUUCUGACUCCGAGUCUGAUCCUGAAGAGGAAGUUCCAUUGCUGUCUGAGAAUGGAAAUUUAGAGCUAAAAGUUGAGGCUACAAAGGCUGAUAUGACUAAGGCUAAUGCAGCUAAACCCGAAUCUUCUGAAAAGCCAAAGGUGAAAAUUGUAGACCCUAAAGAAAGAAAGUCCAAAAAAGAUGAAAGUGACGAGGACGACACGAGUGAUGAUUUAGAUGAGGACUCUGAGUCUGAUGAAUCUGAUGAUGAGGAAAUGGUUGAUGGUGAGGAUAGUUCUGAUGACAACGAGGAUGAUGAUGAGGAUGAGGAUGAAGAUGAAGAUGAAGAGCCGCCGAAGAAGGCUGGACCAAGCAAGAAGAGGUCGUCUGACUCUGCCGUAAAAACACCUGUUCCAGAUAAGAAGGCCAAAUUGGUUUCACCUCAGAAGACAGGUGGUAAGAAGGGUGCUCAUACAGUAACUCCCCAUCCUUCAAAGCAAGCUGCAAAGACUCCUGUCACCAAUGACAAGGCGAAGCCUCAAACACCGAAGUCCAGUGGCCAAGUGUCCUGCAAAUCCUGUAGCAACAGGACAUUCAACUCAGAGGGAGCUCUGCAGAGUCAUUCCAAGGCUAAGCACGGUGGCAAAUAGAUUACAGACGUGCUUGUGGUUGCUGCGGUUGUGUUGACCUGGCAUUUUUUGUGGUAAUUUAUACGGAGAGAGCUAUGAGUUCAGAGAGCUGAGUUUGAUUUAACGUUUUGGUUAGUUUUUGCAUAGGGAAGAGGGCGGCAUAUGGUAGUAGGCAUGAACUUGGUUUUACUACUUUUGGUUAAUGAUUCAGAGUUGGUUGGAUUGUGGUGCAUCUAUUGUUUACUGCAAUCUUGGUUGUGCUAUUAUAAUGUGUUUCUGAUAUUAUCAGUUUAAAUCUAUCAAAUUAUUGUUAGUA